AUGUUACUGGUGUGUGACAGGUGGGUGCCUGCUUCCCUGCAGUUCACCAGGGACCUCUGCCUGUCCCAGUUCACCAGGGAGCGGUUCACCUGCUCCCUCUGCUUGCUACAUAGAGAGAAGGGGGAGCUGGACCCGAGUUCUGACCAAGUGCCCCUGGCGGAGGCCUCCCUGGCUCAGGUCCAAGGGGAGCUGGCAAGAAACCAGGAGAGGGGGGCUGGUCCCACCAGCGGGACCAGGUGGGGGCUGGCGGUGACAGAGCCAGCAACCAGUUCAGUUCUGCAGGAAGCACACAAGAGGAGUCUGUUUUUGUUUUGA
Messenger RNA from Rangifer tarandus platyrhynchus (Svalbard reindeer), 315 nucleotides. The record is from the annotation of a GenBank genome assembly. Lineage: Eukaryota; Metazoa; Chordata; Mammalia; Artiodactyla; Cervidae.